GCCCCUAGGCUAGGGUGCCCCCCGGCCCGAGUUCUAGAAAGCUUACAGUGGAUCCAGGGAACCCCCUGCACAGUUCGGAAACGUUUCUCCGGACCUUGAGCCAUGGCUACGACAAAGCUUUUUACUGGAGCGCCCUUCGGGGUGCAGUCAGCAAGGUUUGAUGUGUCUGCAGUAAUUGCUCAGCCGAAGAAGCCAACGCCCACCUUCCCCCAGGUGUUGUACUCCAAACACUAUCUGACAAGCAGGACCCAUUUGGGACCUGGAAUGUACCACUUCAGUGAUGGAUGCUUCGAUGAGGAGGAGGUGAAGAAAGCCAUUGGAACUGGAUGGGCCAAAGCUCAGGAGGCCACCAGGUUGACCCAGUUGCCUCACUUCCAGUAUAAGUCUGUCAUCAAAGAAAAGAAAUUCCUUGAAGAAAACAUCGGUCCAGGAUCCUACAACUACAAAGACUUCGUUGAAUUGGCCCAAGAAAAACCCUGCAGCAACGUGGGCCUGCUCAGCUCUGGGGGAGUUCGCUUCUCAGAGAUGGUGGGGUGGCAGAAUUGUUUUCCUGGCCCUGGGAACUAUGGGAAAGGAGGGAACCCCUACACAGAGAUGGAGGAGAAGGCCUGGGAUCGAUCACACGCCAAAGGAAUUAUGCGCACCAAGUCUAAGAAGGCCUUAGAGUUGUCUGCUGAGGGCAGUGGCUUGUCUCCAGGGACCUACUCCUUCAAAAGCGGAAUGGAAGAAUUACUGACCCGGACCAUCAGCAAGCGUGGGCCCUACGAUGUUUUCUCAGGAGACCGGUCCAUGCCUAUCGCCUAUGGGCAUUACGCCACCCAGAAAAAAAAGCAAUUUGAGCUGUUCUCAUUCAAGAGCUUUGUGGAUGAGCUGAACUCACGUUGGAGGAAGAAACAUGGAGUCUUUGGAAAGUUGUCUCGGAGCCCAGCAGUGCCCACCGAGAGGAUCUACUGCUCUACUCUUAGCCAGUGGCCCAACAAACAGUGUAACCUGGGUCCAGGCUCCUACAACCCUAAGCCUAUGCCAGGGUAUGAGUUAAGCAACCAGCAUCCAUUUGGAUCUUCUUCUAAGAGGGUGGACCUGAAAUCCUACCAGAAUUUUGUUGGAAACACAAACCCAGUGGGUGUUGGACGCUACAACAACACAAAACAUGAGGCAAGAGAUGUACAGCAACGGUACCGCUCACUCUAUCUGUCCAAACCCAACCGCUAUCCGUGUGAAAACUACAUGAAGGAAUCAGUCCUACAGCAGCGGCUCAUCCCCUUUAACAAAGGGAAGAAUUAUCGGCCUUUUGAUCACAGCUCUGACCCUUCUCCCUUGGGUCCCUCACUAAGAUAUCUUGAGACCAGGGCGUGAGCCAUGCCCUCCAGAGAAGCCUAGUAAUUCAAAGUAGGAGGGAAGCAAGGGACGUGGGGGACACAGGGAGGGAAAAUUUGGAAAAGAAGGAAGACACCACAAAGCUGGGAUUUUAGCUCAACACAUGAGCCUAGCACUAGCCCUAGAAAUUGGCUGGGACACAUCUGGGACAUACUUUUGCUUCAAGAGAUCAGUUAAUUUGAGAAUCCAAAGAGAACCCUUGGUUUAACUGGGCAAAGAAAGUCAACCAACCCAAGCAAAUUGCAGGUGGGUGGCAUCUGGGAAGAGGCCUGCUAUCCAUCCUUUUUCGAAAGAGAUUUUCUGGAUUUUGGUGCAUUAAAAUAUAGAUUG
Molecule: messenger RNA, 1707 nt
Organism: Phascolarctos cinereus (koala)
Lineage: Eukaryota; Metazoa; Chordata; Mammalia; Diprotodontia; Phascolarctidae
Source: RefSeq, a predicted model, not a curated record